GUAUACAAACAACAAACACAUGCCUGCGGUCGCAUCAAAUCUUUUUGUGUGUUUCACGCAACCAUGCUCAUGCCUGCUAAGUACAUAUGUGACGAAAUUCUCCGAACAUUGCUUUCUUAUGAGUAAUAAUAUGCUGUGUAAAAUAAUUUUCAAAGGCUCCUGAAACGUUUUUCAGAGUAAAUAAAAUAAAAUAAUUAUAAAAUAUUUAAAAGAACGUAAAGAUUUAUUGAUUAAAGCAUAAAAAAACGAAUACAAAGAUAUGAAUAUCGCGACUUGAGAAAAAUAAUUAAUAAAAGUUAGCAAUGAAGUGUUUUUUCUUUGUUUCGGGAAAUCGGCCAUGAGCGUUCGACACGUCGUUGAUACACUUCGUCGCAGACCACUAUUAUGAUUAAACAAUGAAGAAACUCUCGGUGGUGCUAAGAUGGUCUUAGCAAGUUUUCAUUUUAUUUUUUUAAUUUGUGAUUUGCAAACAUAAUUGGAGGCUACCGACAAUAGUUAAUGCUUUGUUUGCUAUAAAUGUUUUCCCAUAUAAUUGUUUGUUCAAUUGAUGUUACGCUAAAUAUAUGCAUAUACAUUUGCUCAAGUAUAUCUGUUUGUGAUGUGAUUAAUCGAAUCAACCAAACGAUGAGAUGAAGACAACAGCUUGCUUGAUCAAUGAUCCCUAAAAAUGCCAUUGAGCCUGAGCAACGUUAUGAUCAGAGGACCUUAUACUUAUACAAAACUCAGCAGAGAGUCAAAAUAAAAGACAAACACUUGGCAGAUGAACAGAGACACAAUCUCCAUAUAAUAUACAGCCUGAAUAGAAUCAAAGAAUAAUUCGUGAAAUUCGUUCACUAAAAAAAGGUGACGGACAAAAAGGCAAAACGAAAAAUAAAUGGAUCUUGACGAUGAAGCGAUUGAUUGCAGCUUUAAUGAGAAACAAUUAAUUUUAUCACAACGCGAUCUCAAAAUUGUUGGUGCGAAAGUUAUUGAGCACUACGGCAGACAUUGUGAAUAUCUUGACUUGGGUUACAAUCGCCUUAACUGCAUAGAAAAAUGGAUUUAUGACUUCCCUCAAUUAAAAUGUCUUAUACUAGAUGGGAAUUAUUUGCGCGAAGCUCAUUUACAAAAAUUGAAGCAACCAUUAGAUCGGUUGCGCGUUUUAAUGCUAAAUAAAAACGAAUUCAGCGAUUUAAAAUCAACGACUGAUAUCCUAAGCAAAAUAUUCCCUAAUUUGGAGUACUUAAGUCUACACGGCAAUCCAAUAUGUCCGGAUAAUUUAAACCUUAAGCCGUUUAGCGAUUACGUGCCCUACGAAUAUGAACAUUACAAGAACACUUUAAUUGCAGCUUUACCUAAAUUAAAAUUUCUAGAUCAUUCAGCUUUGGCAGUCGAUGAGUCUGCAAUGUCCGUACAUGCAUCGCGGAAUGGGUCGAAUAGCAGCAGCAGCUCAUGGUUAUCAUCUGGUACGUUGUGGUCUAAAUUUAAAAGAUUUCUCAGAUCUAACACAUCUCGUAGUCAUAAUACAAUUGCUAAACUUUCAGCAAAAACAUCUUAUCAAGGCUUGCAGUCGGAGGGCAAUCGAUACAUAACAAAUUCUGAUUUAUAACAAUCGUCCCAUUAAAAUUACAUUUUUGACUAUUAUUAUACCCUACCCCAAAUGUGGAGCAGAGUGUAUGGAUGUAUGCAACACUCCGAAGAAGUGAUGUAGGGUGUUUAGCA
Glossina fuscipes is the source of this 1701-nucleotide messenger RNA. Its product is annotated as leucine-rich melanocyte differentiation-associated protein. The transcript has 7 exons. Gene Ontology annotation, biological process: melanocyte differentiation. The record is from RefSeq and is a predicted model, not a curated record. Lineage: Eukaryota; Metazoa; Arthropoda; Insecta; Diptera; Glossinidae. The coding region runs from base 875 to 1588 and encodes 237 amino acids.